Prunus mume (Japanese apricot) is the source of this 858-nucleotide messenger RNA. NCBI's taxonomy places the organism in Eukaryota, Viridiplantae, Streptophyta, Magnoliopsida, Rosales, Rosaceae. The record is from RefSeq and is a predicted model, not a curated record.
CAGUCUUUUUAUUCUUCUCUAGGCUGGCUGGUGGCUGUGUCUGCGGAUUUGAAGGUUGAUCUGCUGCACCCUUUAAGCCAUGACCAGAUUGAACUUCCAGAUAUUAACAAAGUCAGAAACCAUCACCAGCAACAGAGCUUUUCCGGCGUGCCGUACGAGUUCAUAGCUAGUAAGUUUGUCUUGUCAUCAAGCCCUUCUUGGACGUGUGAUUAUAUAGUGACUGUUAUUUAUAGGAUUUUGGGAGGCUGGGGUUUUUGGAGACCAGGAGAAGAUGAAUGGACCAGUGUGGGGAGGAAUAUAAUGGAUCUUGCUUAUUAUAAAGGGCAGUUUUAUGCUGUGGACUUUGAUGGGAAUAUAAUGGUUUGUGAGAUUGCAGAGCCUGAGCAACCAAAAAUGAGGAUUGUUGUUCCGAAAGUGCCAAUGGAACCCAUGUGUGCUUCUGUUGAUCAAAGCCUUUAUCUGGUGGAAUCACAAGGGGCCUUGUUGGUGGUUCUGCGUCUUAGGCAAUGGUUCAGUUCAACAACUGAGUUUAGGGUUUUCAAUGUGCCAUUGGAGGGUCGUGGCAAGUGCUGGUGCCAUUGGUCGGAUUUGCAGGUAAAGAACUUGGGUGACAGUACCCUAUUUCUGGGACGCCAUAAUUCUUCCUUCUCUAUCGAAUGCAAGAAGAACAAGAACUUUGUAUGUUUGGGGAAUAGCAUUUGCUUCACGGUUGAUUUUUGUGAGUGUCUCGCACUUACCAAUGGAGAUAUGGACGCCAGUUAUUUUGUUUUCAAUAUGACAGAUGGGAAAAUGAAGCCUUGCUUGGGCAAACGCCUCAAUUUAAGAGCGCCAUAUUUAUGGAUUCAAGCACCAUUUUAA